AUGCCUGUUGUCAGCGUCGAAGAUCUCGUCCGUCUGCAGCAGAAGCCAGACGAUAUUCGAAAUAUAUGUAUUCUAGCACACGUUGAUCAUGGGAAAACAUCACUGACAGACAGUCUUAUCGCCACGAAUGGCAUCAUCUCGCCCAAGCUGGCGGGCAAGAUCCGCUAUCUGGACUCACGUCCGGAUGAGCAACUGCGCGGAAUCACCAUGGAGUCUUCUGCGAUUUCGCUCUUCUUCUCCAUGAUGCGGCGCUCUGCGCCAGACGCCCAGCCAGAGGCGAAGGAGUACCUCAUCAACUUGAUCGACUCUCCCGGGCACAUCGACUUUAGCAGCGAGGUAUCAACAGCCUCGCGCCUCUGCGAUGGGGCAGUGGUCCUAGUCGAUGCUGUAGAGGGUGUCUGCAGCCAGACAGUGACUGUUCUGCGCCAAACAUGGGUUGAACAGCUGAAGCCGAUUCUAGUCAUCAACAAAAUGGACCGACUAGUUACUGAAUUACAGAUGACCCCGGCAGAGGCUUACUCACAUCUGAGCAGGCUCCUAGAGCAGGUAAAUGCUGUGAUUGGUAGCUUUUAUCAGGGUGAACGGAUGGAAGAAGACCUCCAGUGGCGAGAGCGUAUGGAAGAGCGUGUCAAUGCCGCAACCCAGCAGAAGCAAACUCAAGAUGGUGAAUCUGUCGAUGGAAGCGUUGAUGGCGCACAAUUCGAGGAACGUGACGAUGAAGAUCUAUACUUCGCACCUGAGAAAAACAACGUUAUCUUCUGCAGUGCUGUCGACGGCUGGGCGUUCACUGUUCGACAAUUCGCGGCAAUUUACGAGAAAAAGCUCGGAAUCAAGAGAUCUGUUCUUGAAAAAGUUCUUUGGGGAGAUUACUAUCUCGAUUCCAAGACUAAAAGAGUUCUGGGUCAGAAGCACCUGAAGGGCCGGGCUUUGAAGCCCAUGUUUGUCCAGCUGGUGCUGGAUAGCGUCUGGGCUGCGUACGAGGCCACCACUGGCGGUGGUAAAGGAAAAGGCGACCCCGCAUUGCUAGAGAAGAUCACAAAGUCGCUGAAUAUCAACAUCCCGCCAUACAUUCUACGCUCUCGCGAUCCUAAAAACAUCAUGACCACAUUGUUUUCACAGUGGCUACCACUCUCUACAGCACUCUUGGUGUCAGUCAUCGAAUACUUACCAAGCCCCAGGGCAGCCCAAGCCUCUCGAUUACCGCCAAUGAUCGAGGAGUCACCGGGAUCAAAGUUUGUGGAUACAAAGAUAAAGGACGCAAUGGUUCAAUUCAAGACCGGCGCCGAUGAACCGGUUGUGGCAUAUGUCAGCAAGAUGGCCGCCAUCCCAGAGAGCGAACUGCUAGCAAGCAAAAAGACAUCUGCAACGACCAUGUCCGCCGAUGAAGCCAGAGAAAUAGCCCGGAGAAAGAGAGAAGAGAUCGCCAAGAUGCAAGCAGAAGCCGCUGGUAAUAACCAAGACGACGACUUCUCUCGAGUAACUUCCGCGUUCGAGAAAGCCACAGUAGAUGAUGCUGAAGAAGGCGAGCAAGAUCAGAAAGAAGACCCUGAGCAUCUAAUCGGGUUUGCACGUCUCUAUUCUGGAACGCUUUCAGUCGGUGAUUCUAUCUACGUUCUGCCACCCAAGUUUUCACCUGAAAACUUGCACGCAAGCCCGGAACCGCAAAAGGUGAUCGUGACAGACCUCUAUCUACUCAUGGGAAGAAGUCUCGAGCCCCUCAAAUCUGUUCCUGCGGGUGCCGUCUUUGGAAUCGGAGGUCUCGCCGGUCACAUCUUGAAGACGGGCACUUUAUGUUCACAGCUUGAUGGAAGUAUCAACUUGGCCGGUGUCUCCCUGGACACCCCACCAAUCGUGCGAGUGGCUCUCGAGCCCGUAAACCCGUCUGAUCUUAGCAAGAUGGUCACAGGUCUGCGUUUACUCGAACAGAGCGACCCAUGUGCAUUAUACGAAGUCCUUCCAAACGGAGAACAUGUGAUCCUAACCGCAGGAGAACUGCACCUUGAGCGCUGCUUGAAGGAUCUCCGUGAACGGUUCGCGAAAUGCGAGAUCCAAACCGGCCAGACCAUCGUACCCUACCGAGAGACCAUUGUCAAUGCUCCCGAAAUGGCGGCUCCCAAGAACCCAGAACUAGGGAGAGGAGGAAUUUUAACUGUCUCUGGGUCGAAGCAGUUGACCGUUCGGCUACGUGUCGUCCCUCUGCCGGAAGUUGUCACGGAAUUCUUCACCAAACAUGUUGGAACAAUCAAGCGGUUACAGUCUGAGAAGCGAACCCCAAAGGCAGAUGGUGAGCCUGAUAGUACGCAACAGGACGAGGCCACCGAUGCCGCAGGCGAGGCAAGAGACGUCACCCUUCUCUCUCUCGAAGAUUUCAAGAAGGAACUCAACAAGACCUUCGAAGAAGUCAAGGAAGACAAGGAACUAUGGAAGGACGUCGUCGAGAGGGUCAUAGCCUUUGGUCCCCGCAGAAUAGGGCCUAACAUCCUCGUCGAUGCAACAGCAGUCAACACAUGCGAGAAAUUCCUUCUCGAUGACCACAAACAACAGCCCAGCAUCCUCCCCGAAACCGCCAGCCGCGACGCCCUCACCGUCCGCGACUUCUCCGACAAAAUCACAUACGCCUUCCAGCUCGCCAUGGGCCAAGGUCCACUCUGUCAAGAACCCAUUCAAGGAACAGCCGUCUUCCUCGAGGAGAUCCAAAUCGACGCCUCAGAAAACGAGAUUGAUAUGGGCCGUCUAACUGGCGAGACGAUCCGUCUCGUCCGCGAAAGUAUCUCCCAGGGUUUCUUGGACUGGAGUCCUCGGAUUAUGCUUGCUAUGUAUAGUUGCGAGAUUCAGGCGUCUACUGAGGUGCUCGGCCGCGUCUACGGCGUAAUAACCCGACGCCGAGGACGCAUUCUCUCGGAAACAAUGAAAGAGGGAACGCCGUUCUUCACAAUCGUCUCUCUCCUCCCCGUGGCGGAAUCCUUCGGGUUCGCUGAAGAAAUCCGUAAGCGGACAUCCGGCGCCGCGCAGCCGCAACUUAUCUUCGCGGGCUUCGAGGCCCUCGACCAAGACCCCUUCUGGGUUCCGGCUACGGAAGAGGAGUUGGAGGAUUUGGGCGAGCUUGCGGAUCGGGAGAAUGUGGCGAAGAUGUAUGUUGACGCUGUUAGGGCGAGGAAGGGACUGUUUGUUCAGGGGAGGAAGUUGAUUGAUGCAGAGAAGCAGAAGACGUUGAAAAAGUAG
This is a messenger RNA of Aspergillus puulaauensis, 3222 nucleotides long. It is a transcript of the gene RIA1, whose product is annotated as GTPase RIA1. Lineage: Eukaryota; Fungi; Ascomycota; Eurotiomycetes; Eurotiales; Aspergillaceae. Gene Ontology annotation, biological process: cytosolic ribosome assembly. Gene Ontology annotation, cellular component: ribonucleoprotein complex; cytosol. The transcript has 6 exons. The record is from RefSeq and is a predicted model, not a curated record. Gene Ontology annotation, molecular function: GTP binding; ribosome binding; GTPase activity. The coding region runs from base 1 to 3222 and encodes 1073 amino acids.